Messenger RNA from Centropristis striata (black sea bass), 1344 nucleotides. RefSeq names its product chemerin-like receptor 1. The coding region runs from base 121 to 1209 and encodes 362 amino acids. The transcript is spliced from 2 exons. The record is from RefSeq and is a predicted model, not a curated record. Gene Ontology annotation, biological process: positive regulation of cytosolic calcium ion concentration; inflammatory response; complement receptor mediated signaling pathway. Gene Ontology annotation, cellular component: plasma membrane. NCBI's taxonomy places the organism in Eukaryota, Metazoa, Chordata, Actinopteri, Perciformes, Serranidae. Gene Ontology annotation, molecular function: complement receptor activity; G protein-coupled receptor activity.
UAGCAGAAGUACUGUCUCAUUGGCAGCUGGGCAGAGAAGGAGGAGUAAUUAAAGAGAGAGAGAGAGAAAGUAACGGCAGAAGCAGACAGAUAUCAAAAAGACUCUCACCACACCAGAAAAAUGGGGACGGGUAACGACACUUCCACUGCACAGCAAACAGAUUGGACUGAGGUUAUCACUAAUGUGCGUAAGGCCUCCCUAGUCUUCUACUGCCUGAUAUUCAUACUGGGGACUGUGGGCAACGGGCUGGUCAUCUACGUGACCGGCUGCAGGAUGAAGAGAACCGUCAACUCCGUUUGGUUUCUCAACUUGGCCCUGGCUGACUUCUUCUUCACGGCCUUCCUGAUUUUCUCGAUCAUUUCUGCCUCUCAAGGUCACCAAUGGCACUUUGGACUAAUCAUGUGUAGGCUCAACAGCUUUGUGGUUGUAGUCAACAUGUUUGCCAGUAUCUUUCUUUUGACAGCCAUAAGUCUGGAUCGUUGCCUGUCAAUCUGGGUGGUGGUGUGGGCACAAAACGAGCGCACCGUUUGCAAAGCGCAGGUCAUAUGUGUAGUCAUCUGGAUAACUGCUGCGGCCUGCACCAUCCCUUAUGCAGCUUUUCGAGACAUUGGAAUCAGGGAUGGAAAGACUGUCUGUGGCUAUACCUCAUCCAUGACACUUGAAAAAGUUUGGACUCUUGGCAUUUUUCGCUUUGUUGUCGGCUUCCUCAUCCCAUUCCUGGUGAUAUUUGUCUCUUAUGUGGCCAUAGGUGUUCGUGCAGGGCGUCUGCAGAGAACAAGGAAAAAGAGACCUCGCCCAAUCAUUUUCUCCAUCGUUCUUGCAUUUUUCAUCUGCUGGUUGCCCUACCAUGUUGUGCAUUUUAUAGAAUUAAAGUCCUACACUGACAGAAAUCUUGGUAGCAUCGUUGAGAUUUUAGGUCCUCCGUUUUUGAGUUUGGCUUUUUUUAACAGCUGCCUGAACCCCAUUCUCUAUGUUUUCAUGUGUGAUGAAUUCCAGAACAAACUCGGGCAGUCUGUUUUCUUUGUCCUAGAGAGUGCCCUGGCUGAGGACCACAUGUCCUCUCGCUCCUUGUCCUCACACUUUUCUCGGGUUGCCCGGAAGUCUGACUCUACGGCACCUGAGGAUAUGAAAGUCACAGCUACUUCCUACAACUUUACAGAAAGCAAAGUGGUGAUCGCUGCCGAGACAGAGACAGCGAGCACUGAAUGAGCCUCCACAGCCUCCUGAAACUUCCACAAAACAGUUGUCAUCACUGAGGAGAGUGAUGCUGAGCACUGAUUAAAACCACCAAUACAAGCAAUGUAAAUUAAAUAAAUCAGGAUUAUUUUUAUAUAUAUAAAAAUA